AUGUUAUCAUAUUUUAAUCCUAAAACAAUCGCACCAUCAGAACUGAAUAACAACAAUAUUUAUGCUUCUCAACCGCGGACUCUUUCAGAGAAAAUUGUGGCUUUAUCCAAGGCCGUUUCAGCUGCUGCCAAUGCUUGGAAAGAUGUUGUAACUGCAUUCAAAUCAAGUAGUUCUACUACAAUUACACGUAUUGUACGAUUUGGUUUUACCUAUUUUUCUCAGAAGUCAACAGUUUUAAAAGCAAUUGAUAUAUCAGCUGAUAAAGCAACAGAAUUUAUUAAUGCAGUUAUUAUCGAUUAUAAUUUACCAUCAAAAGGUAGUUUUAUGCUUGGUUUAACAUAUUCAUAUGAUUUUUCUUGGGAUCGUAUUGAUUAUCUUUAUUCACCAUCAAACAAUAGAAAUUAUCGUUCUUUAACAUUGUUCAAAAAUGGUGAUAGUUUAACCAAUACUGCUUCAUUUUUCAUUGUUGAUAUCAAUGCUGAUUGGCAAUUAGCACCUGAUUUAUUAUUAAUACAAACAUCAAAAGGUUAUCUAGGUGGUCUUUUCGAAAGUAACAAACAAUCAAUACAAGAAGUACCACAUGUUUUAACUCUGGAUGAAGCUGUCAAACUACAACAAUUCUUUAUGCUUGUGGCUAUGGGCAAUUUAGCUUCUACAAUAGGUGCUAAUGUCACUCUACCACAAUUGGAUUAA
This is a messenger RNA of Rotaria sordida, 693 nucleotides long. The record is from the annotation of a GenBank genome assembly. Lineage: Eukaryota; Metazoa; Rotifera; Eurotatoria; Philodinida; Philodinidae.